AUGACUACCAAGGUCCUCCAGACCGGAGGCAGGAUGGAGAUGUCGUCCUCCUCCUCCAGCACCACCACCAUCACCACCAGCUCCGGCUCCGGCACCACAACCGUGCGCAAGGUCUCCCAGACCUCCAAAACCACGGACGGUAUACACUCUACAGAGGACACUGUGCAACGCAAGAUAUCGUCUGUCGUCGAGUCCUACAGCCAGAAGCAGAAGUCCUCCAGUAUCCCAGAUGGAGAGAGCAUGCCCGAUUUUGAGGAUAAGCCCCGCCCAAUCACGGUCCAAGAGGGGGACAAGGCGGUCUUCAGGGCGAAGAUUACCGGGCUCCCAAAACCCACUGUGACCUGGCAGAGAGACAGCGGGCAGCCUCUGGGGGAGGGGGUCAAGCCCUUCUUCGACAGCAUCAACAAGCAGGAAAUUCUGCAGAUAAAAUCUGCCAAUAUGGAUGACGCUGACGUCUACAAGUGCAUCGCCUCCAACGCUCACGGAGAAGCGAUCUACUCCAUGUCGCUCGUCGUCACAGAAAAUACUGCACUGGAAUAUAAGAAAUUGUUGAAGAAAAGGACUGUACCAGUAGCUAGGGUGGUGAAGAAAGUGAUUACAGAAGAGGAGAUGCUGAAGAUUCUGUCAGGAGCCGAGAAGAAGGACUAUGAGCGCAUCUGCGCUGAGCACGGCUUCACUGACUUCAGGGGAAUUCUGAAGAAGCUGAAAGAGAUGAAGAAGAAAGUGGAUGUAGAGCUGGUGAAAGUUAUCAAGCCACUGGAGGACAUCACAACAAAGGCUGGAAAAAACAUCAUUUUCGACACCAUCCUGGAAAUGAGAGACCCCAACACGAAGAUGAUAUGGCUAAGGGGUACCGAGCUGCUGAGGAUCCAGUACUCCAUGGGGAAGUACGAGCUCAAACAGAUGGGGACUAAGUACAUGCUGCACGUCAACAACGUGGUCAUGGAGGACAUCGGCAGCUACACCCUGCAGGUCGGGGACAAAGUGCUCUCCGCCAGGCUCAACGUCAUCGACGAGCCGCUGUCGUUCCUGACGGACCUGAAGCCCAUGCGCGUGACGGAGCGGCAGACGGCCGUGUUUGAGGUGCGCCUCUCCAAGAAGACCGACCUGCCGCCCGUGUGGAAGUUCAAGGGGAAGGAGCUGAAGAGGGACGAGAAGAUGGACGUCACCUUGUCUGAGGACGGGCUGACCUACACCCUCAAGAUCAAGGACGUCCGCCCCAGCGACACUGGAGACUACACCCUGAGCCUGGGGGACCUGACGGCCACUGCGCCCCUCUUUAUUGAGAGGAUCCCCAUUAAGUUUGCGAGCCACCUGAAGAACGUGCGCGUGAAGGAGAAGGGCAAGGCGCGGCUGGAGUGCGAGAUGAGCUCCAAGGACGUGCACAUCCGCUGGCUGAAGGACGGCCGCGACAUCACCAAGGACCCGCGCUACACCUUCAUGCGCGAGGGCAAGCGUGCCGAGGUCAUCAUCGACGACUGCGACCUGGCCGACUCCGGGGAGUACGCCAUUGUGUGCACGCAGGACAACGACGCCAACGAGUACGUCAGCUCCUCCAACCUCACCGUGGAAGAGCGCUUCGCCACAGUGAAGAGCGGGCUGUCUGACGUGCACUGUCCCACGGGCUCCGAAUCUGAGAUGUGCGUCGUCCUCAACGACGAGAAGGUGGAAGGGGUGUGGCUGAAGGACGGGAAGGAGGUAACCUCAGACCGCCCCAAUUCAUGAGUGGUGAAGCAGGGGGCCGUGCACAAGCUCAUCUUCACCAAGGUGGGCGCCCACCACGAGGGGAAGUACACCUUCCGCAGCAAGGGAGCCGAGAGCGAGGCCGUGCUGGCCAUCGCAGACCCGCCGGUCAUCGACCCCGGGGUUCUGGAGCUCCUGGCCAGCAACCCGGUCACGGUGAAGGCCGGGCAGACGGCCCACAUCAAGAUCCCCUUCAAGGGCAAGCCCCUGCCCAAGGUGACGUGGUUCAAGGACGGGAUCGAGAUGAUGCCAGACGAGCGCACGGUGGUGGAGCGUGAGGGCGACUCCACCACGCUGGUGCUCAGCAAGUGCGUGCGUGAGGACAGCGGCGCCGUCAUGCUGAGGCUCAAGAGCGACGCGGGCACCGCCAUCGCCAACCUGCACCUCAACGUCAUCGACCACCCGAAGCCCCCGCAGGGGAAAGUGGAGUUCCUGGAACGCACGGGCAAGUGCAUCACCAUGAAGUGGAAGGCGCCGCGGGACAACGGCGGGAAGCAGGUGACCAGCUUCGUCAUCGAGCGCCGCAUGUCCGGCAAGAAGUCCUGGAUCAAGGUGGGGGAGGUGGACAGCAAGACCACCACCUUCAGCAACGACAAGGUGGAGGAGGGCAAGGCCUACCAGUACCGCAUCCGAGCUGUCAACUCCGAGGGCGUGAGCGACCCCCUGGAGACUGAGGAGGUGUUCGCAGGAGAGCCCAUCGAACCCCCCGGCAUGGCGUCUCAGCCUCAGAUCGCAGACGUGACCAAGGACGCGAUCACGGUGACCUGGACGCCCCCUGCGGAGGACGGCGGAGCUCCGGUCCUGGGGUACAUCGUGGAGAGGAGGAAGAAGGGGAGCAGCAUGUGGGUCCCCGUCAACAAGGAGCUGGUGCAAGACACCAAGUACACGGUGGACGGGUUGGUGGAGGACGUGGAGUACGAGUUCCGGGUCACGAGCGUGAACAGGGCGGGGCCUGGCACCCCCAGCACUACCUCCAACUCUGUCAUCGCCAAAGAUCCCAUCCGUGCCCCAGGCCUGGUAAAAAACCUCCAUGUGACCGACUCCUCGAACUCCUCCAUCUCCCUGGGCUGGAGCCCCCCUGAGCUGGGAGACGCGCCCUCCGGGUACAUCCUGGAGGUGCGUCCAGAGGACGCCAAGGAGUGGAGCAAGUGCACCAAGAUCCCCAUCACCAGCACCAACUACACCGUGGGGGGGCUGCAGGAGCGCAUGAAGUACUUCUUCCGUAUCCGUGCGGUCAACGAGGGGGGCAUCGGGGAACCCAUCGAACUGGACAAGGGAGUGCUGGCUAUGCCACCUCCAGCUGCUCCGAAGUUUGAUCUCCAUGGGAAACUGAAGAACCAGAUGGUAGUCCGAGCAGGAAUGGCACUUUGUCUCAAUGUCAGCUUCACGGGCUCUCCCCCUCCAGUGGUGACCUGGAUGAAGGACGGAAUCCCCACCAAGGGGCGGGAGGCCAUCACCAAGGGCAAGAAGCAGUCCCAGUUCCUCAUCAGCUCCGCCCACCGCUCCGACACGGGCGUGUACCGUGUGCACCUGCGCAACGACUACGGAGAGGUGCACUUCGACGUGCACGUACAUGUCCUGGACUUCCCCCGUCCCCCUAAGGACCUGAGGUUGAUGGAGGAAGUGCCCGGGACAGUGACCCUGCACUGGGAACACACCCCUGACCUGGCAGAUGACCCCAACACCCAUUACAUCAUCCUGAAACGGGAUGUCAGCACGGCGACCUGGUACACUGCUGCCGAUCGCGUCUUCAGCAAAAAGUACACCAUGACCGGCCUUCUGCCCGGACGCAAGUACUACUUCCGGGUCAUUGCUCGCAACGACAUCGGGGACAGCGACCCUCUGGACACCAAGGAGCAGUUCUCUAUUGCCAAGGAGAAAGUCCAGCACCAGUCACUGCAAAUGAAGGAGUACAAGCCCAAAGACCUGUCCAUGAAGCCGGAGUUCAUCCUGCCUCUGAAGGACCACGCGGUCCGCUGCGGUCACGACUGCACCAUGAGCUGCGCCUUCCUGGGCCGCCCCCCGCCCCAGGCGUCCUGGUACAAGGGCGACGUCAAGAUCUCCGACGGGCCCCGCUUUUGGCAGUCCACCGCCAACGGCGUGUGCACCCUCACCAUCCCCACCUGCAACGCCAAGGACAGCGGAGACUACACCCUGGUCCUGGAGAACCCGCUGGGCAAGGCCCAGUGCAAGUGCAGCUUGAUCAUAUUCGACAAAGAUGACAAGAGUAUUCUGGAAAGGCUGAUAGAGGCCAGGAAAGCGAAGCAAAUCAUUUGAGGAGAACACAGUUGUGGGUGCCGUUCUUCACACUCCCCCCCCCCCCCCC
Molecule: messenger RNA, 4069 nt
Organism: Conger conger (European conger)
Lineage: Eukaryota; Metazoa; Chordata; Actinopteri; Anguilliformes; Congridae
Product: immunoglobulin superfamily member 22-like
Exons: 23
Molecular function (GO): protein binding
Source: RefSeq, a predicted model, not a curated record